Arvicanthis niloticus (Nile rat) is the source of this 1967-nucleotide messenger RNA. RefSeq names its product olfactory receptor 1f45-like. Gene Ontology annotation, biological process: G protein-coupled receptor signaling pathway. NCBI's taxonomy places the organism in Eukaryota, Metazoa, Chordata, Mammalia, Rodentia, Muridae. Gene Ontology annotation, molecular function: olfactory receptor activity; G protein-coupled receptor activity. Gene Ontology annotation, cellular component: membrane. The record is from RefSeq and is a predicted model, not a curated record.
UCCAAUCUCAGGGACACAGCUGUCAGACACGGUAUUUAGCACAGCUCGCAGGAAACUGAAGGAUGGAAGCAAAUGUCAACCGCCUGAGUCCCAGAAAUGAAGAAUCACUAUCCAUGCUAACAGCGCUGUCUCUAGGGAGAGUUUGAUGUGGAUGCUGAAUUCUACUUCAGAGCAUGCCUGACAUGGAUGGAGACAAUGAGACCAUGGUGGCAGAAUUCCUCCUUCUGGGACUCUCUGGAAAGUCAGAACAAGAAGAGGUUGUCUUUGGGCUGUUCUUGGGCAUGUACCUGGUCACUAUCUCUGGAAACAUCCUCAUCAUCCUGGCCAUCAGCUGUGACCCUCGUCUCCACACACCCAUGUACUUCUUCUUGGCCAACCUCUCCAGUGUUGACAUCUGCUUUUCCUCAGUCACCAUCCCCAAGGCUCUGGUGAACCAUGCGUUGGGAAGCAAGACCAUCUCUUACACAGAAUGUAUGAUCCAGAUCUAUUUCUUCAUCACAUUCAUCAACAUGGAUGGCUUCCUCCUGAGUGUGAUGGCCUAUGACCGCUAUGUGGCCAUCUGUCACCCUCUCCACUACACCAUGAUGAUGAGGCCCAGACUCUGUGUCCUCCUGGUGGCCAUAUCAUGGGUCAUCACAAACCUGCAUGCUCUCUUGCACACUCUCCUCAUGGUUCGACUCACCUUCUGUUCCCACAAUGCAGUGCGCCACUUCUUCUGUGACCCCUACCCUAUCCUGAAGCUCUCUUGUUCUGACACCUUCAUCAAUGACCUGAUGGUCUUCACUGUGGGUGGAGUGAUAUUCCUGACACCAUUUUCAUGCAUUGUUGUUUCCUAUGUUUACAUCUUCUCUAAGGUCCUGAAAAUACCCUCUGCUCGCGGGAUAAGGAAAGCUCUGUCCACGUGUGGGUCUCACCUCACUGUGGUCUCUCUUUUCUAUGGUGCGAUCCUGGGCGUCUACAUGCGUCCUUCGUCUUCAUAUUCUGUGCAGGACACAGUGGCCACUGUCAUCUUUACAGUGGUGACACCACUGGUCAAUCCCUUCAUCUACAGCCUGAGGAAUCAGGACAUGAAAGGAGCCCUAAGCAAGAUAAUUCUCAGAUCCUAGUAUCUGAGAGAAUUCCUGGACAUCAUGCAUUUGUUCAUCUUUCCAGAGAAACCUAUGCAUAGUUGGUAUAGAAUUCAUGCAUGGCUUUUCCUGUGACUAAUAACAAAUGCUUGUGGUGGUAUUUUAUUUCAAGAUGUCAGAUAUUUGUUUUCAUAAAAGCAGGAAUUUGCCAUCUCUGAAAAGGGAUUGUUCUGUGGAGCUCAUUUCACAGACAAGAAACACUGGGAUAACAACUAGUUGUACUGUGGUUUGAGGUGGUCCAGCCCAACCUGUCAGAUGCUCGCUCCCACAAUGCCCUGGGGCUUUUACAGGAUUCUAGAACCACUCCUCUUCUGGUCUGCUCUCACUGGCUUCUGAUGAGGAGCAUCUAGUUCAUCCAAUGGUAAAGAAAUUGGUAGGUUUAACUCUGCCUAGUCUUAAGCCGCUCUGCUUCAUUUUACACAUCAGAAGGUAUGCCUAACAGACCCUCUGCUCUCCUCCUACCCUACUGUCCUUUUCCUCCUCACUAUAAGCAUCUGCCAGGGAUGGGUGCCACACAGGGAUAAAUACCAGGAACUGCAGACAGUAAGCAACACUGUUCUUAUAGGAAGAGGAUAUGGUGGCAUAAUAAAAAAAAUUAAUGAAACAAUGUAAAACUAAAUCAAAUAUGGGAAUAAUCCAGCAGGUUAUGAGUAUUUCAAUUAACAAAUAGCAAUUAAUAGCCUUCAUAUGCAUGAACAAUGUCCAGGUACAAAACAGAUGGGCAAGGAGAUCACAUUUAUAAUAAAGAACACACUGUGUGGAACACAUAAGAAUAAAGUUAACAGUAAACAUGAGUAGACACAGCAUUAUACAAGGGAAUGCAUCUUUCUAAUAAACCAC